CUUCCUGUUAUGGGAGGAGCCUUUAUGGACUCACCCAACGAGGACUUUAGUACAGAGUACUCCCUGUUUAACUCAUCAGCCAACGUCCAUGCAGCUUCUUCCAUGCAGAAUCCACCAGAAGAGACAUCUCGUUCUUCAAAUGAUGCCAUAUUGUUAUGGAUUGCAAUAAUAGCAACAAUUGGAAAUAUUGUGGUUGUGGGAGUGGUGUAUGCCUUCACCUUCUAGGAUGACUGUCACUACAAACACUGGAAGAAAGGAAAUCUUCAACAGUAUUUGUCAUGUGUAUGUAUGUGUGUAUAUAUAUACAUGUAUAUCUAUAUAAAUACAUAGAAGUAGAGACUUUGUUGAUUAAGUGCUGCUACAAUCAUGGAAAUGAUGCAAGUUAAUCAUCCUAAGUCUUGAUGGCAGAAAGUUUGGAUGCAAAUUGUUUGGAGGUGAGAGUUUUAUUUGAGAACAGAGCCAAUACCAGUUUUGUAUAGAAAUGUAAUGAAAGAGAGAUCAACUUGGGUAUAGUUGUAUACAGAGAGAUACACAGAGAAAUACAGAGAGAUAUUUAUAUAGAAAGUGAUUAUUUUCUACUGUAGAUUUUUCUAGCAGCUCUUCUGCAGUUUGUCAGUUUUUGGGUUUUUUUGGUGCAUUUUUUACUGUGGUAUAAUGUUAUAUGGGACUGUUCCAGGUCAUGUUUUCUGGACAUUUUCGUUUCCUAGAUGGACCAAGUGGUUGGCAUUGGCUCGGUUCUGAUGAAGGCCAAGUUCAUCAUGUGUGAGUCUUCAGCGUGGCUGUAGACUCCUGGGCUGUGUUCAAAAUCAUGAGUCUCAAGCAAUGACAGGCAGAUGCAGGCUGUCUAUUACUUGCCCUCCAGGAUCAGUAACUGGAGCUGGUACUCAAUAAUGUGAUGCUGAACCUGCCUGCUGUUCAGGAGAAGGCACAGCUAUUGCUGCUCUGCAGACCCUCUGAAUUUCAAAGGAGAAAAUGAUAAACAGAGUAGCAGCACAAGUUCCCAUUUCUGUCUAGAGGUACUGGAUUGCUGUGGUUUGUAUAUGUGUCCCUUCCAGGAAGCAAAAGCCCAAUACCACACUUUUCAUCUCAUUGGACUGCAAUCCAGAUUUCUUACAGCGGCUGUGUACUUUCAUAAAGUUAUUAAUGUACUAAAAGAAUGAUGGGAAAAUUGUGAAGCCUAAUUAGUAGUGAAUAUGUCUGUGAGAAAGAUAAAACUGAAAGAAAGGUUGGGCACUUCUGUGCUUUUGUGGGAAUGAAUUCAAGAGUCAGGUAUGUCCUGGGGUAGAAACAACACAAGAAAAGUAGUAAUUGUCAAAUGUGCAAGUGCUUAUAUCUCAGUAUUAAUAUAUCUUUGGGUUCUGGUGAGGGUCUUGGAAGUGAUUUUUUUAUAGCUGGCUUUAGGUAAUGACUCUGAUUAUCCUUUGGAUUUGUUCCACUGAGAGGCAACAUUUUUACUACAUUUUUUCCAUGGGCACUUCAUUUUCAAGAGCUGUUUCUUUCUCAAGACAAGCUGUAGUCUUCCUUGCUUGAGAGACUGUAAAAUCUUGAGACAAAAAAGAAAAGGCUGUUGGAAAUCUGCCUUCACACCUGUAAAAAUUAAGUAACAAUACAUAAAAUGUAUGUACUUUGAGAGCAGCAGACAAAUUCUUCUUCUAUGUCUGCAUAUACCGUCUAGGUUUUCUGUCUCAUAUAGCUACUACCCUAAUUCCAGAAAGCCUUGUCUGCAGGCACAGAGACUAUUUUUGACACUUGCCUGCCACUGAGCUUGAGGCUGAGCUAAGAGCUGCUGAAUGUAUAGAGAGGUUUGGAUUUUUGUCUUUUCUCUUUAAACCCAUUUUCCUGCAGGGCUGGUGGACAGUUAUUUAAAUCAAAGAAGCAUGCCCCAAAUCAGUACUUAAAACCAGUCACUGUCUAUAUUUUUUCCUUCUCUAUGAACUGUCCUUUAAAGCUAGGAGAGAUGCAAACAGAGCUAGCAAUGGGGAGAAAAGAAAUUAGGUUAUUUUGAGGCUGAGAAAAACAAUUAUGAGCUUCUGUGCAUGUUGUUAUUUUCCUAUUUGAAGGCAGGAUUUUGUGAAGAUGGUUGAGGACAGACAAGACCUAUACUGGGAAAAAGUUUGAGAAGCCCAGUUCUGAAAGAUCAAAGGGAAAGAAAGCAAAUUCUGUCCAAUAAAAUAACUGUAGUCUUAAGAAUUAUAGAAAAAUUGUGAUUUUAAUUUCCUAAAAUAACUAUUAAUUCCUUCAUAGCCACAGGACAAUGAAAAGCAGGGGAGCUGCAUAAAUGGUGCACCAUGUUUGUUUUUGCACCCCUCCUUAUUCUUGCUGAGUAGAAAAGAAGAUGUUGGAAAGCUGCAGAGAAGUUUCCAGUGAAGAAUUGAGCAGGACAAGGUCUGGUGUGCAAACAUGUAGGAUCCAUGAAAAUACUGCUUAAUGUAAUGUACUGUCCCCAACCAUUUUCUGAUAUUCUGUUGCCUUUGUAAUUGUAGCAGUUACUCACGGACUUUUCUUCACUGUUCCUGCAGGCUGUCUAGUUAGGCCAGAUCCUGCAAGCAUUUUUGCAUAAAGAGAAAAACAUUUCCACCAUGACUAAAACCAGUUUGACACGAUGGUACUUGCCCAGUGGGAUUAUUCUGCUGUCUAAUGAAUUUGCCAGUGGAGUGCUUUGCUUAAAUUUCCUAGAAUAUUAAUCUUAGUGCAAUUAGCAAUGUUUACAUCUCUCUCCCAGAGCACUGGACUAAACUCUUCAACCAUGAAGAAAAGCAUUAGAGUGGGAACAGCAAAGGACCACUAUUCUGCCAGUGAAACCAAGUGACACUUUUGUGUUGCUUUUCCCAAAGAAAAUGCCCUACUUUCAUGUGAAAAUAGUAAUAGUAAUAGAAUAGUAAUAGCAGGAGCAUUGGAAAACAAUGAGUUCCACCUCCUGCAUCCAAAUCAUCAUCAUACAUAUUUUCAUUGUUAGAGGCUGUGUUGUCAAGAAGGGCCAGACAAAACUUUAAAUUAAGUAAUUGGCUUGACAGGGUGACAUGGCAAGCUGGGUGUAAGCAGCAAGUGCAGGCAUUUCCUGCCUCAAACUGCACACUAACUGUACAGCUUCUCUGUCAGGAGAAAAAGUUAGUUUUAGGAUGCAGGUACAAGGAUACUGCAUGUGAGGGUCUGUGUGGGAUAUUGUCAGGUGUAUUGAAGAUUCAUAAAUUGCAGUGGCCAGAGCUUGUUCAAGCUCUGAUCUACUUUGAUAGUGACAACAUGCACACUAUAUUUCUGGAUGUUGUGCUCUGGCUAUGUUGACUACAACCACUUUUGUCUUCUAGGAG
This is a messenger RNA of Pseudopodoces humilis (Tibetan ground-tit), 3308 nucleotides long. It is a transcript of the gene C7H14orf132, whose product is annotated as chromosome 7 C14orf132 homolog. The record is from RefSeq and is a predicted model, not a curated record. NCBI's taxonomy places the organism in Eukaryota, Metazoa, Chordata, Aves, Passeriformes, Paridae.